Molecule: messenger RNA, 1436 nt
Organism: Pogona vitticeps (central bearded dragon)
Lineage: Eukaryota; Metazoa; Chordata; Lepidosauria; Squamata; Agamidae
Source: RefSeq, a predicted model, not a curated record
AUGUGCUACUGUGUGCACAUAGAGAAAGGAGGAGAGGCUUGGCUACUGGUUCGGGGUGCGGAUUUUAAUCAGCCAGCUGACAAUUACACAGUUUGUCAAGGGGACAAUGCAACACUAAGCUGCUACAUAGACCAACAGGUGACCCGUGUGGCGUGGUUGAACCGCUCCAACAUCCUCUACGCUGGCAAUGACAAGUGGUCCAUCGACUCCCGGGUGCAGCUGCUCACCUACAGCCCUUCCGAGUUCAGCAUCGUCAUCACUCAAGUGGACGUGUACGACGAAGGACUUUACACGUGCUCCUUCCAGACACAAGAUAAGCCCCACACCUCUCAGGUGUACCUCAUUGUCCACGUCCCAGCUCGGAUUGUCAAUAUCUCAUCAGCUGUGACUGUGAAUGAGGGGAGUAACGUGAACCUGCUCUGCCUUGCGAUGGGCAAGCCCGAGCCAACAGUAACUUGGCGGCAGUUGAAAGAUGGAUUCACCAGUGAAGGGGAGUACCUGGAAAUCACGGAGAUCAACCGGCAGCAAGCUGGGGAGUACGAGUGCAUUACAGCGAAUGGGGUCUCGACGCCCGACAGCAAGCGUGUCCUUAUCACUGUCAAUUAUCCCCCGACCAUCACAGAUGUCAAGGACUCACGGCCCCUGCUGGGAAAGACAGCCCUCUUACGCUGUGAAGCCAUGGCGGUGCCACCUGCUGAGUUUCAGUGGUUCAAAGAUGACAAACACAGAUUAUUCAACGGAGUGGAUGGAUUGCAGAUCCAGAAUGAACGUACCCGCUCCAUACUGCUCUUCCCAAAUGUCACUUAUCGGCAUUAUGGAAACUAUACCUGCCUGGCUUCCAACAACUUGGGCUCCUUCAAUGUUAGCUUACGGCUUAUCAGACCCGGCUCUCUGGAAAAUACUGCCUCGGCAAGCAUGGAAUCUCCCUUCUUCUUGGGCUUGCUGUCUUCGGCUUUUGUGACUCUGUUGUUCAAGAUUUAGAGCAGCCUGAAAUGGGAACAGGAAAAGAAAAGGGGGAGGGGAAGGGGAACGAGUGAAAGAGAAAAGAAUCCAAGAGAGAGGGGAGAGAAAGAAACCAAGAGAGAAGAAGCAGCAGCAUCUCUACUUUUUUGGGAAAAGAUGAAGAGAGCGCGAAACGAAAUUUAAUUGAGAACCCCAUCACUGUGAGGGAUAGAAGAAAGCAAAACACACACACACACAAACACAAACACACACAUGGGAAAAAUAUGCAUUUGUUUCUACAGCCAUUUAUCGUCACGCUCCAUCUCAGACACUUCCAGUCGAACUUGUUAUUUAACACAACUGAAAAGACACAGGGCUCUAAAGGGUUAACAGCAAACACCCCACCGUCUCCUCUGCGAUAUUAAUAAGAGCAGCAUCAUUCUCCUCCUUGGGCCGAUUGGACCUUUCGUCUUUUGAAUGCAUGGAACCUGGAA